Molecule: messenger RNA, 1491 nt
Organism: Mollisia scopiformis
Lineage: Eukaryota; Fungi; Ascomycota; Leotiomycetes; Helotiales; Mollisiaceae
Exons: 5
Coding region: 103-1491 (462 amino acids)
Source: RefSeq, a predicted model, not a curated record
GGCUGAGCAACUUUUUGAACGCCACAUAAGAAAGCUGUUCCCUUCGGUUUUUUCUUUCGAUAAUCUGGUUCCAUUGUCUGUGUUUUCGAAUAGCAAGGAAAUAUGGGGAAUGCUCGACCACAACGUCGAGAUCUUGAGUAUGGGUAUCCAACCAUAGAGCAAGGCAUCCAAUCCGGCCAAGUGAGCAAAUGCGACAGCCUCGAGAUUUUACGUUAUGGUUCAGAGUUCCGACAUUCAAAUGAAAGGCUCGAUGGAACGUCGUUAAGCGCAUGGCUUUCCAAGACAUUUCCCACAGCAGAAACCACCGCAGACGACUUUAGAGGGGGAUUGAGACUCUUAGUGGGUGUGUGCAGAUUAGAACCACUUUCAGGCAAACUUCUGUUGCCGUUCACGAAAGACGACUUUGAGUUCAUCAGCCAGCGUUUGCAGCUCCCGGAGCAGUUCUCCCAGUCGAUGCAAGCGCGGAUACCAUGCGCAUACAAGUUUACCUCUCCAACCAACGUGGUAGGGAAGGCGUCAGAGCCUGUCAUAUGCUAUAUCUUCAAAUUCGGUAUCCACCGACCCUCCUACUACCAUCUCGUCAUUAGCUACUGCCCCUCCACCAAUAUUACUCACGCUCUCUUACUCUCCAAAACAUCGGACCACACAUUCGAGUCCAUCUUUCGCCGAAUUGAGCUAUUUAAACAGCACAUAACCCACCCCUUCCUCCUCCCCGUCCUACUCUCAGAAAUCUGUCUCGUCUCCUCCGAAAACCGCGUCCAACUAUCCGACGACCGCCUCAACGGCCUCGAAGAACUAAUGGGCCAACACGAAUGGAUCAACCGCCCCGUCGGAGACCCGUUAAAGCUCGACUUCGUAACCACCACCCGGGCACUAAACUUCACUUCCCGGAACCUGGGAGUUGAAAAGAUGCGUGUUCAAGGACAAUUACUGUGUCUCUCUAAUCUACUGGAAGAAGUUGAGCUCUUACAUAAGUCUUAUCCCUGUUCCGAAGACACGUAUACGUGGAUGAAGGAAACGAUAGCGAAUCACAGGAACACGGCGAAGUAUUUGUUGGUGAGGACCGACUACGAGGAGAAGAGAGUUCAGACGCAACUUGCUGUCGUGUAUCAAUUCAUGCAACAAAAGGAUUCGAAGGUCAAUAUUCAGCUGGCGGAAACUUCGGCUACGAUAGCAAGGGAAAGUAAGAAGGAUAGUAGUGCCAUGAAGGCGAUUGCUGUUUUGACGAUGUGUUUCUUGCCGGGAACGUUUUUGGCUACUAUAUUCGCGAUGCCGCUUUUCAAUUGGGAUAGCAAUGAUGGGCCGGGGAUUAAGGGUGGAUUUAGGUUGUAUUGGGCUAUUGCAAUUCCACUUACGGUCGGCGUGCUUUUAAUAUGGAUUAUUAGCAUGACUUUGCCGUGGAAUAAGUGGAUUGAUGGAUUGCUGAGAAGGAAACGGCUGAGGAGCCAGAGUAAUGAGUCUGGGGAAAUGACGGGGUUGAAGAAUGAUUAG